Molecule: messenger RNA, 1862 nt
Organism: Linderina pennispora
Lineage: Eukaryota; Fungi; Kickxellomycota; Kickxellomycetes; Kickxellales; Kickxellaceae
Exons: 1
Coding region: 99-1382 (427 amino acids)
Molecular function (GO): protein binding
Source: RefSeq, a predicted model, not a curated record
AACGAAGCGAAGCACAGGCGCAAUCGAUUGCUGGGCUGUGGUUUGUUUCGCCAGAUCAAGCUCCACGCAGUAGAGAAAAUGCUGAAAAAAAUUUCGUAAUGGGGCCAGCUCCAGCAUUUUUCUUUGCUUCCCUUUUCUUUACUCCUUUGACUCGCCUUCUCUCACAGUUAAUGCUGCCAAUGAACAGACUUGCAAGGGGCUCCUCGAUGCUCGGACGCAGGGCGUACAGCCAGGCAAAGGACGGGUUUUCGAUCAAACAGCGUGCGCUGCCUACCACAACCUCAAUAAAGUACUCGAUCCCGCAAGACCCGUUCCUACUGGCAUCAAAGUUCCGCGAUGUGGCCCGCAACGGCAAGCUGGACGACGCGGUUGCCAUAGUGAUGCAGACAAAGACCAGAGACCAGUCGGUGGUCGUAUGGAACCUAGUGAUCAACGAGUACGCCAAGAUAGGGCGCCUGGGCCGGGCACUACGGGCGUUUACAGAGAUGCGCAAACGCGGGUUCAAGCCGACGCCAACAACAUUCACUGCACUGCUGAAGGCAUGCAGCCUCAGUGAUUCGGCCAACCGAGCACAGAUCGCCGGGGAACUGUUCGAUAUGAUGGACAGAUACAAGGUUGAGCCGACGCUGAUUAACGUCAACAGCCUGCUGAUGGUGUACCAGCGCAAUGAGAGUGUCGAGCCCUUGCUGGCAUGUUUCAACAACCUGCCAACAGAGGGCCCACUGGCGCCAUCGCUCGAGACAUACACGACGGUAAUCUCGACUUUGCGCCGCGAAUUCAUGAGGCUGCUGGAUGGGAAGCAGCCGGCGAGGUCGGCCAAGGAUGCAAGCACGUUUGUUGAAGCGCGGAGGCAUGCGCUGAACCGACAGAACCUGUACCGGUCGUUUGAGGCAAUCAUGGAUGUGUGGACAUCGUUUGUGGAGGAUGUGAGGCAUAGACAGCAGGGCCUGGCCCGUGAUACAGAGGUGCUGAUGGUUGAUGCCAAAAUUGUGAACAUGGUGUUGAAAUGCUGCCAUUCGAUAUAUAACGAGAACCGCUCGCUAGGACGGCGUGGAUUCAAGGUUGUGGAGGAUGUCUAUGGGCUGGACAAGAGUCUUGCACCUGGAAAGCAGGGUCCCGAUGCAAAGGCAGACGCCACGCCAUUGGUGGAUCUACUGAGUGAGCAGCUAGUGAACAGCGAUACAGGGCUGACAGCUAUCAAUACUAGCACCGUAGACUUGGUGCUGACGCUGUGUUCGAGAGAUGGCGAGGUGAUGAAGGCGAUUCGGUUCUGGCGGCGCUUGAUGCUGAGUCACCGGGAUAUGGUCCAGCCGUCAAAGCUUAACUAUGCGUCCUAUUUGAAUCUGCUACACCUGCGGUUAGAAAAGUUUGCUAUUCUGUGAGUUGGGCCAUAUUCGUGCAAUACAUAGACUCGUAUCGAAGAUUGGCUUAUCAGCAGGCUAUACGUGUUUAUUCCUUAUCUAGCUGGUGGUUUUUUUUUAGCGUUUUACUUGAAGAAAACAUGCGGAACCUGUGUUUGUUCUCUCCUGAGGUGGUUAGUGGCGAUACCUGCAUUUUUCAUGCUGAUAGGCGAUUGGGAUUGAGACUGAGAGUGGACAGGUAGUGUUUUAUCGAUCAGGCCAAAGAGUUUGUAGUACGCCUCGUUGGUGCAUGGAUAGCAUUUGUAUUUGUGAAUUCGCAUGUCUUCCACGGGGAACACGCAGUUGCAGCGGCAUAGGAGCAAGCCUCUGUAUAUCUCUGAAAAGCCCAGCACCACACACUCGUAUAAUUCGAUGUAGACUUUAUUCGGAGCGUGAGGAAAGGCGGUACUGGACAUGGCAGAUGUAUGUAACGUUUUAACUAUUUAGACAGUGGCUAUAAAG